ACUUCUCGACGCGGGCACUAUUCCUGGGCUUAGAGGCACAAAGUCUCUCUUCGUUCUCAAUCAAACCAUCCAUCCAUAUACGCCAAGCUGCUUCGACACUGCUGGCUCGCGCAAAAUGUCAGGAGCGGGCUACGAUGCGGUCGUAGACGUGGAUGACGAGGGCGACCUUGGCCACACCGACCUCCAAGACGACCUCGAAUUCCAUCAGUCCAACUUCAACGAGAGCACGCCGUCGAACCGCAAAGCCCCCGGGUCCGCAGGACUCCCGCUGCCAGCGACCGCCUCCACAGGAGGGAAGCGCUUCCUCUGGUCGAUGAGUUUCUAUGCACAGUUCUUCGAUGUAGACACAUCUGCGGUGCUGCAGCGCUGCUGGGCCGCACUGUUUCCCAGGGCCAACUUUCUCGACGUGCUUGAGGGCAACCCGGACCUGUAUGGACCGUUCUGGAUCGCCACGACGGUGGUGUUUAUCCUGUUCCUCGGCGGUACCAUAAGCAAGUACCUCGCGACGACAGGACAGGAGCCAUUCGUCUAUGAUUUCAAACUCCUGACCGGCGCGGGAGGUCUCAUUUAUGGCUACACCCUCUUCGUGCCCAUGGCACUCUACGUCGCCCUCCGCUACUUCGGCUCCGAGUCGGCCAACCUCCUCGAGUGCUGGGCCCUGUACGGCUACUCGAACCUGAUCUGGGUCCCCGUCGCCCUCAUCAGCUGGAGCCAGAUCAGCAUCCUCAACUGGGUGUUCGUGGGCGUCGGCUUCGGCAUGUCCGUGGCCAUGCUGCUCCGCAACCUGUACCCCGUGCUGAGUGCCACCGACAAGCAGACGAGCAAGGUGCUGCUGAUCCUGGUGCUCGUGCUGCACCUCGCCCUGUCCAUCGCCAUCAAGAUGCUGUUCUUUGCGCACGGGAGCCUGAUCAAGGACGACCAGCCAGACAGUGGGCCGGGGGCUGGAGGAGGUAGUGACACGCCACCGGCUCAGGAUGCGCCGCAGCUGUUCUAAAAUGUUUGUGACUUUCGCGAAUGCUGAGGGGCGGGGGGGGGGGGGGGGACUGGGUGAUUGAUCGUCGCCCUUCAGGGACGGAAUUCAUGGGCGUCAUGGUGUCAAUCCGCGCAUGUAUACUAGGUGGGCAACCUCCAGAUGGGCUGUCCUUCUUUUAUUUGGGAACCAUAAAUGGGACAUCUUCUUUCAAUUGCAAUAUCUGUUAGGUCUUUUACAGCAUUCACAGAGCAGACUACCAUGCAUAAAAUGACGACGCCUUGAGUGCCUCGUCAUGGCCCUUCUUCUUUUGUCUUGCCCUUUGACUCACGACUUUUGUCUCUCUUGUUCCCACGGGCCUCUUAUUGUUCAAUCCAUCACCUCUCCACCUCUCCGCCCUUUCCAGCCCAGUCGACCCAGCUUCCCGGAUACUCCCCAACGCUGGUCCACCCAGCCUCCCUCGCCAGCCCCGCGGCAGCCCGGCUCCGCACGCCAGCCUUGCAGUAGAACACGACCUCAUCUUCCUUGGCGGGACGAGAAUACCCGAACCGGUCCUCAAACUCCUCGUCGGUGAUGUGGAAGCUGUCGGGGGCGGAGGUCACGGGGAUGUUGAUGGCGUGGGGGAUGUGGCCGGUGGAUUUGAGCUCGCCAGGCUCGCGGACGUCGACUAUCACGAUGUUCCUCUGGGCAUCUUUUGUGAGCUUUUGGAUCUGCACAGAAAAAAAAAAAAUGGCCACCAAUUAGCAAAUGGAGCUCUUCCUCCCAACCCUGCCCUUCCCUUCCGUCUUUGCUAUCGCUGUGACAAAAACCUUGUGACUUGUUUUGUGAAGGGUAGGCGGGCCCCUCAAGGACCCCGCUUGUCUGGCAAGUAGUAAACGCACGUCUUCAAAAUUCCAUAUCUUGUUCUCCGUCUGCUGCGAAUACCUCCUUGGGCCAGCUGGUGAUGGUCCUCCUGCUCUUCUUGUUGCUAUCGCCGCCCUCGCCGCCCCCAGUCGCAAUGCCGGCACCGUUUGUCUGAGAGGUCGCGUCGCCGCAGCAGCGACACUGUACGGCCUCGCUAACCUGGCCGCGCAGGCAGCCUGUCGCAGCCCGCUGAGAGCUGGCCGUAGUGUUUGCCUGGAGGACAUUGUCGAAUCGCCGUUAGGUGACUUGACGCGACGGACAAGGCUCAAAAGGAGAAAGGAUGAAAGAAGGAGGGGUGGG
Molecule: messenger RNA, 2173 nt
Organism: Cryphonectria parasitica EP155
Lineage: Eukaryota; Fungi; Ascomycota; Sordariomycetes; Diaporthales; Cryphonectriaceae
Exons: 4
Coding region: 116-994 (292 amino acids)
Biological process (GO): vesicle-mediated transport
Cellular component (GO): membrane; Golgi apparatus
Molecular function (GO): small GTPase binding
Source: RefSeq, a predicted model, not a curated record